Molecule: messenger RNA, 762 nt
Organism: Oryza brachyantha (malo sina)
Lineage: Eukaryota; Viridiplantae; Streptophyta; Magnoliopsida; Poales; Poaceae
Exons: 1
Coding region: 1-762 (253 amino acids)
Source: RefSeq, a predicted model, not a curated record
AUGGAUUCUACUUUGGCUCAGAUUCUCGCGGCGCAGAAUCAACUCUUCGACCGCUUGGUCAUGACUCAAGAGGCCUUGGGCAAUGCUCUCCUCCAGAACAACCGUCAGCCACAGUCUAAGCUGGCGGAAGUGCAGCGGACACAACCACCUGUGUUCUUUGUUGCUGCUGAUCCUCUCGACGUGGACGACUGGCUCCGCGAUAUCGAGAACAAGCUUAACCUCGUCCGUUGUGAUGAUGAGGAGAAGGCGACCUAUGCCGCCUACUACCUUCAGGGCGCUGCAGCUGCCUGGUGGGAGACUUACAAGUCUACACUUCCCCAGGACACCGCCAUCACCUGGAACGUGUUCAAGCAGGGCUUUCGCGCUUCUCACGUCCCAGAAGGGCUUAUGAAGUCCAAGAGAAAGGAGUUCCUCAAUCUCACCCAAGGGAACUUGCCUUUCAUGGAGUUUCUCAGUCGCUUCAACUACCUUGCACGGUAUGCGACUGAUGAGCUACGCACUGCUGAGGCGAGGAAGGUGCAACUUUGCCUUGAUCGCCUUAGCCCGGAGCUGAAGCACGGUCUCUCUACCCAUGAGAUCGACAGUAUGAAGACCCUUGUUGACAAGUCCCUCCGUUGGGAGGCAAGUGAGAAGGAAGUAGCUGUGGAUCGCAAGCGCAAGUUCAUGGCGCGCAGGGCUACAGUCAGCCGUCCGAGUCGCCCAUGCACUUGGCAGCCUGCUCCAGCUGCACGUCCUACUUCUGUUCCACCGCAGCGUCCCUAG